AUGUACAUGAGAUUGAGCAACACGGUGAUCGGGUUCUUGAACCUCUUCACACUGCUGGCAUCGAUCCCGAUAAUCGGCGCCGGGCUUUGGAUGGCCCGCAGCAGCACCACGUGCGAGAGCUUCCUCCAGACUCCGCUGUUGGUGGUGGGCUUUGUGGUCUUAAUAGUGUCCUUAGCGGGCUUCAUAGGGGCCUGCUUCCACGUGGCGUGGGCCCUUUGGGUCUACCUCCUCGUCAUGCUCUUCCUCAUCGGGGCCUUAAUGGGCCUCACCGUCUUCGGGUUUGUUGUUACCGGGCCUGGUGGAGGGGAUGACGUGGCAGGCAAGAUCUACAAGGAGUACCAUCUGGAGGCUUAUUCGGGUUGGCUAAGGAAGCGGGUCGAGGAUCCGAGGUAUUGGACGACUAUCAGGGGGUGUAUCGUCGGAUCCAAGACCUGCGGGAAGGUUGCCACGUGGACGCCGUUUGACUAUCUCACUAGGGAUUUGACUCCUAUUCAGUCGGGGUGCUGCAAACCGCCAACCUCGUGCAGCUACGGGUCGGGUUCUGCGGCGGCAGGCCAGGACCCAGACUGCUACCGUUGGAACAACGACCCGAGCGUGCUGUGCUACGAGUGCGAUUCGUGCAAGGCCGGUCAUUUGCCGUACUCUCAAAUUAUUUAUUAA
This is a messenger RNA of Striga hermonthica, 660 nucleotides long. Lineage: Eukaryota; Viridiplantae; Streptophyta; Magnoliopsida; Lamiales; Orobanchaceae. The record is from the annotation of a GenBank genome assembly.